UUCCCUCCACGGAGGCUUAUGAGUUGAGGAGUUGUGGUUCACAGUCUCAUCACAUUUCAUAGUUCUACGGAAAACAUCGGUCGAAGGAAAGAUCAAGAAUGUUUUUGGAAGGUUGUAUUUAUCGACUCUGAGUUGUAUGUCAAUUGAAUCGCAGAUAGUUUAUCCUUCGAAUGGAUCCGUCUGCGUCGCUCACUCGUAAAAUCUUGAAAUCUGCUCAUACAAUUGUCUUGAGUAUCGUCACCAUGUAUUGAGAAUCGUCAUCCUGUUGUUCAGCUGUCACAUCUUUCUGGGCGCUUUGUGGGAAGAACGGGUGGCAAAAGGAAUGACUUUUGAAGCAUUUGAAUCUAGGGAUUGCUGAUGAUAAAGGUGUUUGGGCAAAUCAGAUUCAUGAGCAAUUUUUGAGUGUGUAGGCUCGUUUCAUCUUCCGGCCUCAGCAUAGUAUUGAGGACCUGACCACGAAGGACCCGUCAAGAAUCUGCAGUGAGGAGACAUGGAUAUAGAGAUGGCAGCUUUCAUGCUUGAAUGAAAGGAAGGGUAUCGAGGUGAUGAGGUCUGUCGAUUGAUGCGCUGAGGUGAUCACACAUCCCCACAGAAAGUGUGCUGAUGGCUAGCGGAGACAUGGCUCUGUCACGAACUUACUGGCACACGAACAAUUGGGCUGUACUGGUGUGCACUUCUCGACACUGGUUCAACUACCGACAUAUGACGAACACUCUUUCUCUUUAACGGACUGUAAAAUGACUAGGGAUACCGGAUGACCAAAUCAUUCUGAUGCUCGCCGAUGACAUGGCCUGCAAUGCCAGGAAUAAAUACCCUGUGCAAGUUUUCACCAACGAGGAUCAUCGACUCAACCUUUACGGUGACAACGUGGAGAAGGAUUACAGAGGCUACGAAGUGACGGUCGAGAAGUUCUUGUGCUUGCUGACGGGGCGACAUGAUGCUGCGGUGCCUCGAUCCAAGCGGCUGAUCAGUGAUGAAAAUAGCAACAUCUUGCUAUACAUCCUACACAUGCUGGAAUUUCUGAUCAGAUCUUAUCACCUCCAAGACUCGUCAUGGAGGUGAUCAGUUCUUGAAGUUCCAGGAUGCUGAAGAUAUACAGAGUAAUACUUUGCCUGACGCUUUUGCUCAUAUGAGGAAAAAACUAUACACAGAGUUGCUGGUCAUGGACCAUGACUCAUGGUGGAUACAUGUCAAGUCGCUACACUCCACUCUCAGCUCUACACCCCUGGGCUGUUCGCAGUCGGGCGAAAAUUCGUACUCGCACCAUCUUGAUGCCGAUGUUGGAGUAACUGUGGUGGACUGAUUUACGUGCUGUGCUCUUCAGA
Marchantia polymorpha subsp. ruderalis is the source of this 1325-nucleotide messenger RNA. Lineage: Eukaryota; Viridiplantae; Streptophyta; Marchantiopsida; Marchantiales; Marchantiaceae. The record is from the annotation of a GenBank genome assembly.